AUGGUGGACGGGCUUGGCAGCUUGUAUGGCACCUUCAAGCCAGCAGCUCGCCUGCCGCCGCGCUCGGCGCCUCACUUGGCUUUCGUGCAGGCUUAUGAGCAAGGCGACCUGGCAGACUUCAUCCGUAUGGUCCAGAAGUCGCUGCAGGAGGAGCCAGAAAUGGGCGUCGUCAGUGCCACGACCGCAUUACACCGGCUGGCCCGCGGCUGGUCCAGCGGCAAUGGCGUCGGCGCAGAGCUGGCCAGCGCCACGGUGGAGGUCCUUGUCCUGCUCAGCCAUCGUCUGGCAGACAUCUUUCGGUAUGCCAACAGCCCGAGCAGCUUAUCAGGUUUAGGUGAGCUGCAGCCUCGGCACGUAGCCAUCACCGCCUGGUCGUUUGCCACACUGCAGCGCUGCCCCGCGCUGAAGCUCCGGGGUGAGCACUUCACGGCACUUUUCAGGCCAUUGGCUGAGGCCGCAGUUCCCCGGAUUCCCGACUUCGAUGGCCAAUCCUUGGGGAAUCUACUCUGGGGUUGUGCCGUGACAAGGCAAGUGAACCGGAGGCUUUUCUUCGUGGCCUCCAGGAGGACGAGGGAGCUUCUGGCUUCCCAGGAGUUGGGCGGGCAGAACUUGAGCAACAUCCUGUGGUCUUUCUCACAGGUGCGGCUUCCGAACCAUGCGCUUUUUCAAGAGGUGGCGCGACAUCCUCAAGUCUUUGACGACGACACGCAUAAGGUGUCGUCGCAGCACAUCACCAACAUUCUCUGGGCGUUCUCUCGCAUCCAUGGCAAGCUCGGCAUGUUUCGGAGCUUCUUCGAUGCAGGAGCAGAGGCAGCGAUUCCCAAGCUGGGCACCUUUAAAACGCAGGAGCUGGCCAACUUGUUGUGGACCUUCGCAAACCAGACCAUGUACCACGAGGAUUUGUUUGCCGCUGUUGCAGAGCACGCAAAGGGCAGAAUCGCAGAGUUCGACAACUUCGACCUCUCGCAGCUUCUGUGGUCCUUUGCGAAAGUGUGGUGGCGGGAUGCAAAUCUUCUUGGGGAAGCUGCGCAGGACAUGCUUUUCGGGCCGAAGAACCGGCUGAAGCGCAUGUGCGCGCAGGAUUUGGGAUGUGUUUUGUGGGCCUUUGCCAUGCUCCAGUGGCCGGAUGACGCCUUGUUCCAAGCUUUGGCUCGGGCUGUCCGGGAGCAGUUUGGCACCCUCAAGCCGCUCGACAUCGGGAAUGUCGCCUGGGCACUCGCAAUGUCGAGCCAGAUGGAUGUCAGCACCGCCCGGAUGAUCGCAGAUCAUGCGCUGCGCCAGCCUGGAGAUUCCUUUGGACACGACUUCGGAGCUACGGCUGAGGGCUGGGUUCAUGUCUUAUCUGGCCUGGAAGAGCCCCUUUCAGGCACAGUGGAAGACAGAGAGAAGUGGGAAGCCUUAAAGGCCCGGUUCAACGCCGCCAUCUUUGCUCCGCUCUGUGAGAAACUUCAGCGUUUGCGGCGCGUCACAGAGGCCGAGGGAGACACAGCGCAGCGGAUGAUGGACAUGAGGCAGGAGCUCGGUCUUGUAGAAGCCUGGGUUGGCGACCUACAGUUGGAACAUCUGGGACCAGAGUACUCCGAGCUCCUGGCGUCCCGCUGUGGGCUUUGGAGCCCCGGUGAAUGGACCACGGGGGCCAGAAACGCCCUGGAGGCAUUCGAGAAGACGUCCUCGCAGUGCACAUCUCCGGAGCGCAUGCAGGACGGCGCUCAGAGGGGCAAGAGCUAUCGCGUGGGCUUGCACCAGUCCAAGGUGCUGGCUUGGCUUUCCUAUGACUUGCAGCUCCGAAGUCCCGGUUCGAACGCCGAGCUCUCCGAGCCCGGGCAGGUCGUGUCAUACGGCCGCGCAGAGCGGGACUUCUGCCCUCACUGGCAGGCAGCAGAGAAGCUGCUGCUCCCACUGGCCAGCACUUCGCAUAGUCGCGGGGGCCACGCAGAGCGCGUCGCAAUGCUGCAGGUUUUCGCACAUGCCCUGCGUUGCGCCGGCCAUUCAGGCCCUGGCGACGCAGAGUUGACUGGAGAUGUUUGGCUCUUCGUCUCCCACUGGCCGUGCAUCUCUUGCCUCGCAGUGCUGUGCCAGGCCACAGCCUUGGCACGCUCUGUGAGGUUUCAUCUCUGCUGGGACG
Messenger RNA from Symbiodinium sp. CCMP2456, 2125 nucleotides. The record is from the annotation of a GenBank genome assembly. NCBI's taxonomy places the organism in Eukaryota, Dinophyceae, Suessiales, Symbiodiniaceae.